Messenger RNA from Aspergillus welwitschiae, 639 nucleotides. RefSeq lists its product as uncharacterized. Lineage: Eukaryota; Fungi; Ascomycota; Eurotiomycetes; Eurotiales; Aspergillaceae. The transcript has 5 exons. The coding region runs from base 1 to 639 and encodes 212 amino acids. The record is from RefSeq and is a predicted model, not a curated record.
AUGCCGAAAUGGCGACUACAAACCUUAAUCCAGCUAGACUUUGGUGGACCCCAGAGCCACACUCCACUCUUGUCUCGCUCAGUCACCAGUAACGUGGACUAUCGGGGUCCACUUUUCGAGCUCUCGUCACACCGCCCGUCGGUCCCGUUUACAAAACGGAAGCCUGCAAAUCAAGUUCUAACAGCCCUCACUUGGGUCGGACCUUUGCCAUCACGCCAGAGUGUGGAAUGGCUCAAUGGAAACCCAUACACCGUAUUGUGCUUGAGGGCCACAGCUAGCGAAAUUGAGGGUUCUCAGCAUGACUUUGGCCCUGACAGUAUCUCCAUUCUGCGUAUAAGUUUGGCCGUCUGCCGAGGGUAUUAUCGUUCGGUAGACAUGGAACUCUUAGACAAUAACAGAUUACUUGACGAUCAUAUUGAACGGCUCAUGCACAACCUCGAUGUUGACACGAUAUUAAAGUUGGCUCUCCUUACAUGGCACUUCGACGCAUCAUCCCAAAGACCUUAUGAAGAACUUCUCCGCUUUUUCUCGCAGCCAGAUGAGGAAGGUUCAGAGGUGUAUAUCAGGAUAUGCGAGAGAUAUAGCAAUCAUACUAGAAGGCGCGUAUAUGUCCUUCAGGGCGAGUGGAGUGUGAUAUAG